Messenger RNA from Chelonoidis abingdonii (Abingdon island giant tortoise), 2906 nucleotides. It is a transcript of the gene DYNC1I2, whose product is annotated as dynein cytoplasmic 1 intermediate chain 2. Gene Ontology annotation, biological process: transport along microtubule. Gene Ontology annotation, cellular component: cytoplasmic dynein complex. The record is from RefSeq and is a predicted model, not a curated record. Gene Ontology annotation, molecular function: dynein light chain binding; dynein heavy chain binding. NCBI's taxonomy places the organism in Eukaryota, Metazoa, Chordata, Testudines, Testudinidae.
CCUCGGCCAUAAUUCCGUAUCUGACGCUAUCGGAGCAAUGUUGGGUUUAUUUUAUGCCAUUUAGGUGCCGCUCUCAGGCCCCUCGUUUCGAGCGCUGGAGGUGAGCCCUCCUGGGCGGUGUCGGCAGCAUUUUGCCAACACUUCCAUUGUAUUCGUGUUCUGUGCCGAAAAGUGAGUGUGUCCCUCCGCAAUCGCCGUAGGGCUUGCAGCGCGUGCGCGUUCCGUCCGGAGAAGCUGGUAUGUCCUUCCGCACUUGCUGUAGGUUCCCGGCUCCCCCGACGUUGCCACCGCCUUUGUGAAGAGGCGAAAACAGAGCUUGGUGCGGAGUCUCCGAGCGGCGGUUUAAGCGGAGAGAGGCCCCGCUGUCAGGGUUCCAGCCAUGUCUGACAAAAGUGAAUUAAAGGCAGAGUUAGAGCGCAAAAAGCAACGCUUGGCGCAAAUCAGAGAGGAGAAGAAAAGAAAGGAGGAAGAAAGAAAGAAAAAGGAAACUGAUCAGAAGAAGGAAGCUCUUCCUGUACAAGAAGAGUCUGACCUUGAAAAGAAAAGAAGAGAAGCUGAAGCAUUGCUUCAAAGCAUGGGAUUAACACCAGAUUCUCCAAUAGCUGUGCAACCUCUACGAGUAGUAACAGCGGAUACCUGUCUGUUUCACUAUUUAGUCCCUCCUCCUAUGUCUCCAUCUUCCAAAUCUGUGAGUACUCCAAGUGAGGCUGGAAGCCAAGAUUCUGGUGAUGGUGCCGUUGGAUCUAGGACGCUGCAUUGGGAUACUGAUCCAUCAGUUCUUCAGCUCCACUCUGAUUCCGAUCUUGGACGUGGGCCUGUUAAACUUGGAAUGGCUAAAAUUACACAAGUUGACUUUCCUCCUCGAGAAAUUGUUACAUACACAAAGGAGACUCAAACACCAGUUAUGACUCAACCAAAGGAAGAUGAUGAAGAUGAUGAUGAUGUGGUAGUUCCAAAGCCAUCAAUUGAACCUGAAGAAGAAAAAACAUUGAAAAAUGAUGAAGAGGAGGAAGCUGCCCCUCAUGAGCUUACAGAAGAGGAAAAACAGCAAAUUUUGCACUCUGAAGAGUUUUUAAGUUUCUUUGACCAUUCUACAAGGAUCGUGGAAAGAGCUCUUUCUGAGCAGAUUAACAUUUUCUUUGACUACAGUGGAAGAGAUUUGGAAGACAAAGAAGGAGAGAUUCAAGCAGGCGCUAAACUGUCUUUAAAUAGACAGUUUUUUGAUGAACGCUGGUCAAAGCAUCGUGUUGUUAGUUGUUUGGACUGGUCAUCUCAGUAUCCAGAAUUGCUUGUAGCCUCCUACAACAACAACGAAGAUGCCCCUCAUGAGCCUGAUGGUGUGGCUCUUGUGUGGAAUAUGAAAUACAAGAAAACUACCCCAGAGUAUGUCUUUCACUGUCAGUCAGCAGUGAUGUCAGCUACAUUUGCAAAAUUUCAUCCAAAUCUGGUAGUUGGUGGCACAUAUUCAGGCCAAAUUGUGCUAUGGGAUAAUCGCAGCAAUAAAAGAACCCCAGUGCAGAGAACUCCACUUUCAGCUGCUGCUCACACGCACCCUGUGUACUGUGUAAAUGUGGUUGGGACCCAAAAUGCUCAUAAUUUGAUUAGCAUCUCAACUGAUGGAAAGAUAUGCUCGUGGAGUCUGGACAUGCUUUCCCAACCGCAGGAUAGUAUGGAGUUGAUUCAUAAGCAGUCCAAGGCUGUAGCUGUCACGUGCAUGUCCUUUCCUGUUGGAGAUGUCAAUAACUUCGUCGUUGGAAGUGAGGAAGGCUCUGUGUACACAGCAUGCCGCCAUGGCAGCAAAGCGGGAAUCAGUGAGAUGUUUGAAGGACACCAAGGACCAAUCACAGGUAUCCAUUGCCAUGCAGCAGUUGGACCUGUAGACUUCUCUCAUCUUUUUGUCACCUCAUCAUUUGACUGGACAGUAAAGCUUUGGACAACUAAGAAUAACAAGCCUCUCUACUCAUUUGAAGACAACUCAGACUAUGUUUAUGAUGUGAUGUGGUCUCCCACUCACCCUGCCCUGUUUGCUUGUGUGGAUGGAAUGGGUAGGCUUGAUCUGUGGAAUCUCAACAACGAUACUGAGGUGCCAACUGCAAGCAUUACUGUGGAGGGUAAUCCUGCUCUUAAUCGUGUGAGAUGGACACAUUCUGGGCGAGAGAUUGCUGUAGGUGAUUCAGAAGGACAAAUAGUUAUAUAUGACGUGGGAGAGCAAAUUGCUGUUCCCCGCAAUGAUGAAUGGACACGUUUUGGUCGAACACUAGCAGAAAUUAAUGCAAACAGAGCUGAUGCAGAGGAGGAAGCUGCAAGCCGCAUACCUGCCUAAAUCUUUCAAAAUGGGUUAUAGUAGUGGAUUUGGGAAUGACUUAUGUAAGUUUUCAGAGUAAUAGCAUGCUUCAGUCUAACUGAUAACCUGAGGAGAAAUAUGUGGAAUAAACUGUGGAUUUUGAAAAUGUAUAAAAUCACUGAAAAUUAAGUCUUGCAAUGUCACUCAUAUAUAAUUACAAGCACAUUAUUGAAUUUGUUUAAUAUUUAAUACAGCUGCCCUGACUUAGCAAGAAACAUGUUUUGCUGAAACACUAACCUAGAUGUAUAUUAGCUGUAAUGCUAUUGAAUUUUUCAACUAACAGUAUGUAACUAUUUCUGAGGGAUAAACACAAGUUCCAUUUCUCACUCAGAACUUCCUGUAUUGCACUGGCUAACUUUCAUUAGGUAGUUAAUCUCUGAAGGUUUGUUAAUAUUAGGAUAUUAGAACUGCCCACGGAAGUGCAUGCAUCUGUUCAAAGUAAACCUUCAUCCUGUUUUUUUACUUGCUCUUUUUUAAUAAAUAAGUAAGGCUAGGGUAGUAGGUUAUGUAUACGAAUAAAAUCAUUAGUCUGUAAUAAACUUUAUUUGGUCACUGAACCUGA